This is a messenger RNA of Bradysia coprophila, 2941 nucleotides long. RefSeq names its product pyrokinin-1 receptor-like. Gene Ontology annotation, molecular function: neuromedin U receptor activity. Gene Ontology annotation, cellular component: plasma membrane. Lineage: Eukaryota; Metazoa; Arthropoda; Insecta; Diptera; Sciaridae. The record is from RefSeq and is a predicted model, not a curated record. Gene Ontology annotation, biological process: neuropeptide signaling pathway.
CUUUACAGUAGAACGAUUAAAUAUCAGAAAAUAAUUGCUGUGACAAUUUAUGAAUUAAAACACAUUCGUUAACUGAAUUUACAACCGAUAUAUUGCGAACGUGUAUGUGUUUGGGAUUAAGCUGACGCUACAAAAUGAGCCCCGCAAUUCCUGCAUCUAAAGAACGAUAAAUUAUCGACGCCAUACCAACGGGUGCAAUGUCUAACAAUACAAGCCUGGGAAAUGAAUCACUCAGCGACUGGUACUCAUCGAUUCAACAGGCCCUACCAACGGUCGGUGUAAAUUUGGAUGGAGAAUACAGCAAUUUUACCGGAUAUCUAGGACCGCAACGUGAUUCGCUGUACGUGGUCAUUCCAAUAACGUUCAUCUACAUGCUGAUUUUUAUCACUGGCGUUAUUGGCAACAUUAGCACUUGCAUUGUUAUAUCGAAAAAUAAAUCACUGAAAACUGCCACGAACUACUAUCUGUUCAGUUUGGCGAUUUCCGAUUUUCUACUAUUACUGUCCGGAGUACCGCAGGAGAUGUACAUGGUAUGGUCAAAGUAUCCGUACGUUUUCGGUGAAAUGUUUUGCGUGCUACGAGGAUUGGUAGCCGAAACCAGUGCAAAUGCAACGGUGUUAACAAUAACAGCGUUCACCGUCGAGCGAUAUGUUGCGAUUUGUCACCCAUUUCUGUCGCACACGAUGUCGAAACUGAGCAGAGCGGUCCGUUUAAUUCUAUUAGUUUGGGUGAUUUCGAUCGGUUUCGCUAUACCACAAGCUCUGCAAUUCGGCGUCGUCGAACAUGGUGGAAUCGAACAGUGUGUAGUUAAGAACGUAAUUAUCGAACAUUUGUUCGAAUUGUCUACGUUCCUAUUUUUCGUGGCCCCGAUGUCAUUGAUAACCAUUCUGUAUGUCUUGAUUGGCUUCAAAUUGAGAUCGUCUAGCUUGAUGCCGCGUACGAAUGGUGUAACGAUUCAGCGACGGCCGAAUGUGAGCUCCUUUCGGCAGCAGAAUACACAAGGAACGAGACGCGUUCUCAAGAUGUUAGUUGCUGUUGUGGUAGCAUUUUUUUUAUGCUGGGCACCAUUCCACGCACAGCGUCUUGUCGCAAUCUAUGGAAAUUUAGAAGAUCACAUGGAAAUUUACAAUGUUAUGACCUAUAUAUCAGGUAUAAUGUACUAUGUGUCAACAUGCAUCAAUCCACUUCUGUACAAUAUUAUGAGCAACAAGUUCCGAGAUGCAUUCAAGGAAACGUUGGCGAAAUGCUGCCAAGUGUCAGCGAGACAUUACGAUAAAAAGCGCGCCUACAGAGUAUUAUCGAGGAGUCAGCGAAAGCGGUAUGGACCUCAAGAGUCUACCGAAUAUUCAGGAAGCUCAGUGCGCGAUGAAAGCCUCUACUCAACCGUUACUCAAAAGCAGUCCUUUGAUUCAGUGACACUGCCGCGUUCUCAAGCUUUAAAAAUUGCUCAACUAAGGAAUAUGCAUUCAAAUGCCUUUGAUUCAGCCUACAAGGUAGCAGCAGACAAUACAGAUCGAUUUAUGUCCGGAUAUCAUACAUCAAAUCAAUUCGGCGAUACAAAUAAUCAACACCGUACAGACUAUGUGUACGACAAUUGUCCAGAGCAUUUAGUUGGGAAUAGCAGCGCACAAUGUAACCAACAAUCAAAUUCAAUUAAUGCCAUUAACAAAAUGGAUUUACCAUCUGACGAUGAACGGUAUAACGUUGUAUUCAACAAAAAGGACGACGUUAAAAUUUCGGUAGUACGUGGCGUUGCUAAAGUGAAAACGAAUGAUCGAUCGAGAGUAUUUGGGUUUUUCAAAAAUAUUUUCAAUUGGAACAAAGACUCACGAAAUGUCGGUUAUUAUAGUCCUCCGCUAGAACAUAGAAGUGUCGACGCCGGUAGAAAAGUUGUGUCCAUUGAGAAGGAUAUCGUGCAUGAAGUUGAUGAGAAGGAUCGACAUCACGACGCGAUUUCCAUCGAUGACGGUAACAUAAGUAAUUGUAGUUUAAAGAAUUUCGAUAAAAACGCUUUCGAAGACGAAUUAGAGAUUUAUAUGGCGGAGGUAAGACUGAGAGAGAAAAGGUGAGAAUACGAGUACAAGUGCAACUGAUUUAGGAGGGUUGUUUGAAGCGAUUAGAAUCGAAACAAACAGCACAAUGCAACCGUACUUGAAACACAAUUUAAUUCCAAUUCAUUUGCAAUUUCUAAAGAACUGUUCAGUCAUUAUAAUCGUACCCAUGAGUCAGAACUGCCAUUCAAUAAAUUUUUAAUUUGUGAUUUCAUCGCAAAAAUUCAAUUUAAUUGACAUCGUUUUAUGUACACACUAAAGUGUAUUACGGCGCUUGUUUUUAAAUUCAAGUACGGUUGUUAGCUCACCUAAAUGUUGACACUUACCAGUAGAUCGAUAACUUGCACAGUGAAUUAAAAAUGUAUAGUUGUACCAAAGUUAAAGUUAAUAUUGACCGGCGGGAAAAACCACUCAGGCAGAAUAAGGCAAAAAAAAAUACCUAAGUGGUUUUCCCAGCCGAUGUGAAUAUAUAUAUGUAUAAGAUGUAAUGCAUCAAUAACCUUUUCGAUGUAAGUCGUUCAAAGGGUUAGUUUUAAUCCGAAUUAACGGUUUCAGUUCGUCUACGUAUACAUAUAUUGAAGAAAUCAAUCAGAAAUUUUCAAAAUUUACGAUAUAAUGUUAAUUGAACGAGCAUCGUUUCUGCAUGCCUAGAAUUUUUUUUUUCAAAUGAUUAUUACAAGCUAAAUAGUCUAAUUAUGGAACCCCAUCAAACCCAUAUCACGUUCGUUGUAGGUAUUUAAAAAAAAAAAAAACAAACAAAAUUUCUCUGGGCAAAACGCAUGAAGACUUAACUGUAAAGAAAACUACGUUGAUACACCAUAAAACACCAGACCUAAAAUGACUGUAUGACCUGUUCGUUUUUCGGGCAAGACAUACAACGCCUCGAACAG